UUACAGACAGUUCCAACCUGGAAAUGUCAGUAAUGUAGGCAUUUUAGCCUUCAAAGAAAAUGCCAUUGUUCAAAUCCUUUCCACUCCAUGACAAAUCCUGGGUCCUGGGAAUAUGAAACAAUUGUGGAACCUGGAAAUCAGACUGUUCAAAGGGAAAUGAGUUGUGUGACUGUAAAUAAACUGUCUGUUUCUGGCUGCCAUGUAAUUGUUACAUUCUUUCCUUUAAUUUGGUGCAUCAGUGGUAUACCAUGAGAACAAGUUUUCAACAGUUUAGAUAACAGACAAACAAAAGCUUUCUUCAAAUAAACUUUUCAAAAGUCCAGGCAUGGUUUAUAAUACAAGUAUUAACUGUUGACACAGAAAUCACAUUGUUGAUACACAGCAGGUCAGCGUCUCUUAAUGAUGGUGUUGUGUCCUAAUGACUUUAAUGGACUCCAGUAUAACUAACAGUGUUUUCACUUGUUGAAUUCUACAAGAGCACUGAACUUCAAUUUUCAUUGUUCUUAGCUGGGGCAAAAAAUUUACUGGUUAAACUGUAUUGCAUAUAUCAGAUAAUAAAUAUCAAUAUGUCAUUUAUUUUGUCUUUUAAGUUUGGUAGAAUUUAUAGCUCACAUAUGUAUUUAGCUAAAGUAUUUUUUUAAACAAAAACUUGUCUCAAUCAGUCACUGUGAGAGUGAUUUCUUAGGAAAUUAAAUGUAAGAAACCAGUUAAAAAUAAAACAGUGGCAAUAACUAAUUAAUUUGAGUUUAGUUUAUUAGCUUCUAAAACAUAAGCAGAAUAAUGUUGCUGUGCUUUUAUGUGUUCAUAUCUCCACACACACAAAACUAUGUAUUUAAACAGUAUAAUUUGUUAGUGAUGAAUCAUGAAGCUUUGCACUUCCAGUCAAGUUCAUGAAUCAGAGCCACAGAUUUAGGUUUUCAACCACACGGCUUAUUAUAAAGUUAUUCAGUGCAGUUGUGCAAACCUGGAGCUUGUUUCAUAAUGAAAAUUCAAGGGAUUUAGACAGUGGAAACAAGCCUGUUCUGGCAGCUUUUUUCUCUCUUCAAACGUCUGUGGAACUAUUCAGUGAUCAAAGCUUGCUGCUGAAUGUUUUUCUUUCCUGUGCUGGCGAAAGUUUGACCAACGUCCCUAAUAGAGACAUUUCAGUAGGUCCUUUCACUCAGUGGUUCACAUUCUUCACAUUCCAGCUAGGUGACACAGAUAUCAUGAUACACAUGCACAAACAAACACACAGAGGUGGACAUGGCUAUCUACUAUGUGAAAACUCACAUUCGAUAGCACUGAUUUUCAAACGAAGCUUUACCAAAGAAUUUGCACUGCCUGUAAAGUCAUUUUAAAUUGGUGAAAGAUCACUAUAAAUGACAAAAUACAAAAAUAAGCAUGCACAAACAAAAUGUGUAAAUGUAAUUUCAUGCAUACUAAACAACCAUUUGGCCCUAAAUCAUGUGGUACAAUUCAUCUUUAGUUACACGAUUAAGAGCUGGUUUUCUUCUGUAGGUCAGCUUUAGCUGUGUGAUUUGGGAGAACUGGAGAAGUGAGCCCCAUUUUCUUUUGCACUGUACAUAUUAUUUAGAAUGUACAUUUUGCAUGAAAUGGCUGAAGUAUUCAGGUGUACAGAUGAUCAGAAAUUUUAAUUGUAAAUUGCAAAGUUAAUUAACUUUGUCUCAAAAGCCUGAAAAAGAAGGUGACAUAGGCUAUUUCAUUAGAAUUUACUCUCAUUUCUCCAGCACUGUAUGGUAAAUGGCUUUGUCAGUUAUUUCUAAAUUUAGUUGUAGACAUGAAGGUCUGAACACAAAAGUACUCAAACUGGAUUAGACUUAGUUUGAAGUAUUGUUUGAAAAUUCAUGUACGUUAUUCAGAAUCUAGCUUAUAUUAUUUUGUGGUGUAUUGUAAAGCGCAUGCCAGCUAGCUAUCAUUGUAUGUAUGGCACUAUAUGAAACUUUAUUUAUUCAUUCAGAACAUUUAACAAAAAAAAAAGAAAGAAAGAAAGAAAAAAAAACUGACCUCCAUGUCCUCUGGACAAAAUAAAAAUAUAAUUUCCAAGAUUCGACAUAAAAGCAUUUAUCUUAUUAAAAUAUUUAGUAAUUGUUGAAAUUAACUUAAUGCUGCCUCAACUGAAUAGUUGCAUAAACAACAAUGUCCACUGUUAAUGCACGAGGACAUAAACUCUCCUUCAUCCCUGCCUGAGCUGAUAGUUUGUCAGUGACCUGCCUCUCUGCUCUAACUUUGGGCAUGGCAGUACAGCUGGAGGCACAUCAGCUGCUGUUGUUGUUUCAUCUACUGUAUCUGUGCUUCUACAUACAGUAUAUAUGUGUGAGGAAGCUGCAUGCAUGGAGCUGAACUGCUCUGCUGUGGACUCGGUGCCCUGGCCGUACAGUGUCCAUGUUGGUGUGGGAGCCUGAGGCCUGCUCCCAUACAUCCCUGCUCUGGCUCUGUUGAUCCUAUUGUCUCCUGCGUCACCACACGUCGCCCGGCAAAUAAAGGCUGUCUGGCUCCAAGCUUAAAUAUUGCAGCAAACUAAAAACCAACCAUCAGAGCCGAUUCAUUCACAUCUGCUCAGUGGGGCGACAAGGACAGGGCUUUAGGUGGGAAAGAGGGCAGAAAAAAGUUCACUUUUCCCUGCCGGGUGCCAAGAGAACGGGACAGGACUCAACUUCACUGGAGCCGCAGCUGUGGCAAGUUGCCCAUUUGAUUACAUUUAACCUAUAUCAUACCUUACAGAAGAGGGGACUGCAUAUUACUCACUGAUCUCUCUUUAUUGGUUUUUAUUUGUGAGUUGUUGUGUGACAUUUUUAGAGCUAGAGCAAGAGAUUUUUUUGGUUUGCACCUCAAUGCUCAUUAUUAAUGCUAGUUAAUAAUGUUUACAUUGAAAACAACCAGCCUGCAGUACAGCUAAAUCAACGUCUUGCUAAACAUUUUAAUCUAUUAUUUAAGAGUUUUUUUAAUCUUCUUGCAGUGGGAACAGAAUGGGCUUUGGAUUUUAGUUUUUUAAAAUGUUCUGAUUCUCCAGGUUUUCUCACAGAAACAUGUGCAAUAGCAUGUAAUCAUGGCUAAAGUUUGAUUUUUUUUCUUUACUUUUUUGAGUUUUCCUCUCCUACAUUUCUUACUUUUGGCACUCUCUAUUCCCCUCCCCCUGUCUGGCCUGCAUACCCCACCCUCCCUGUCCGUCUGCACCCUGCAUGUCCCUCCCUACCCCACCCUUCAUUCCGCAGUGCUACGGACCGAUCAUGGGUGACUGGAGCUUUCUGGGUAAUAUUUUAGAGGAAGUUAACGAGCACUCUACGGUGAUCGGCCGAGUGUGGCUCACAGUGCUCUUUAUCUUCCGUAUCCUCAUCCUGGGCACGGCGGCGGAGUUUGUGUGGGGCGAUGAGCAGUCUGACUAUGUCUGCAACACACAGCAGCCCGGAUGUGAGAAUGUGUGCUACGAUGAGGCCUUCCCCAUCUCCCACAUCCGCCUGUGGGUGCUGCAGAUCAUCUUUGUGUCCACACCUUCUCUGGUGUACGUGGGUCACGCUGUGCACCAUGUCCACAUGGAGGAGAAACGUAAAGAGCGUGAAGAGGCAGAACUUAGCCGGCAGCAGGAGCUGAGCGAGGAGCGUCUCCCUCUGGCACCCGACCAGGGAAGUGUUCGCACCACUAAGGAGACCAGCACAAAAGGAAGCAAGAAGUUCCGGCUGGAGGGCACCCUGCUGAGGACCUACAUCUGCCACAUCAUCUUCAAGACACUGUUUGAGGUGGGUUUCGUGGUGGGCCAGUACUUUCUGUACGGCUUCCGUAUCCUGCCACUGUACAAAUGCAGCCGCUGGCCCUGCCCCAACACGGUGGACUGCUUUGUGUCCAGACCCACGGAGAAGACUGUCUUCAUCAUCUUCAUGUUGGCUGUGGCCUGUGUCUCACUCUUCCUCAACUUUGUGGAGAUCAGUCACCUGGGCCUUAAGAAGAUUCGCUUUGUCUUUCGUAAGCCAGCCCCGGCCCCAGCCCAAGGUGAGGGGCCAGCCCCCCUGCCACUACAAGGGAAGAGCCUGCCUCCUCUGGCUGUGCCCUCCCUGCAGAGGGUGAAAGGUUACAGGCUGCUGGAGGAGGAGAAAGCUCCCCCCAUAACUCACCUCUACCCACUGGCUGAGGUGGGCAUGGAGGCUGGCAGAGGGGCUCCACCCUUCCAGGGGCUGGAGGAGAAGUUGGAGGAGGUGCUGCCUAUGGAGGGCAUCUCUAAGGUGUAUGACGAGACUCUGCCCUCCUACGCCCAGACCACUGAGACAGGGGGGGUGACAUUACACGAGGAGGAGGUAGAGGAGGUGCAGCCGCCAGAGGCGGAGGUGGAGGCAGUGGCAGUGGCAGUGCCAGAGCCAGAGCCAGAGCCAGAGAGGGUGGAGGAGGCUGUGGAUGAGGAUGUGGAGGUAGAGGAGGUGGUGAACAGGGAGGCGGUAACUCCAGCUGAGGCAGGGAUGGAGGCCACGGAUACGAUAGAAGACACCAGACCACUGAGCCGACUGAGCAAAGCCAGCAGCAGGGCCAGGUCAGACGAUCUCACAGUAUGAACCUGUGAGAGAGAGCACAUGCACGCCUGCACACACAAAAUGUUCAACAUAAGAGAGAGCACACACACACACCUAACUCAAUGACAACGCAUACUCUUGAACAGGCAGGUCAAAACACUAAGUGGAUAAAAAAACAAAAUCAACAGGGAUAGAUUAAAACUGUUAAACCUUUAAUUCUACCAAAUGACAAAAAAUCUGAGUGUUUGUGAUAAAAAAUAAAUAUCAUAAAAAGUAGAGGUCAAAGAGGGGAGGUGUAGGUUUUUUAUUAAGCGUGUUCUUAUAUUUAAAAAUGUGGAAAGGACACAUGCAGGGGGGAAAUGUUUUUACUUGAUGAAAAUCCAUGUUCAAUUUUUAGAAACAUCUUUUUCUAUUGAAAGAGUUUUAAUCAUAUACAAUGGAGGAUUAAACAUUUUUACAUGGGGUUUGGGUAGAUAGGGAAAAGAGAGUUAAAAUAUACUCGUGUGUCUGCAAAUCAGUAAUUUCGCUGUAGUUAGGCACUGACUUUCAUUCCCAUUCAGACAGUGGCAUACUGCAAAAGCAGCAUAUGGCCACAAAAGUUGCAGGUGAGAGGGCUCUCGUAUAGACAAAUCACACAAUGAAGUGCUGGUACAGCUCUAUGAGAAGAAGAAGAAAAGUCCAUUUUCAGGUUAAGAAGAGCAUACCUUUCUUUCUUUCUUUCUUUCUUUCUUUUUUUUUUUUGCACAUUCAGAGGUUUACUCUGUGUAAGGCCUUUAACCCUCAUAACACCUCAUCUAUGCAUCCAUUUACACAGGAUUCUUUCAAGUGAAGAGAGAUGUGCAUGAAUUUCAGAGCAUUUCUCUCCUUUUCAUGUUUAUAUACCAGGUAGCACAGCCAGAGCUGAGUUAGUGAAGGAAAAACAAAAACAAAACAACACAAACAAACAAAAAAAGACCACAUGUUGAAUGUCUUUUUCAAUGUGAAUCUCUGCAUUUUAGAUUUGCUUAUGUUUUGUAGCUUUUAAGUAGAACUCUGUACUGUGAUAUCAGUUGUCCAUGGGAGCGAGAACAGGGCUCAUUUUGCCCUAUCAGAGAAUGAACUAUAGUAGCGACCUCAGGCCAAAUCCUCUCUUUUCGUGCUGUACAAACAGGCGUCCGGGCGAUAAAGAUCAUGCACCAUCAGCACAAAGUAUUGUUGGAGGCGAGACAAUAAAAGAAACUGCACUCAUCAAUGAAAACAAGCAUCCUUGACCUGGCUGUGAAAAAAUCGUUCUACUUGAUUUUAUGCGACCAUAUUAGGUCCUCAACCCGCAAGAAAAACACAAUAGUUGUGACAUGCUUUCAAAUUCAGAGAGAAACAAACAACUAGGGGCAACUCCCCCUGUACAUAAUGCCCUAUCUCAUGUCUAAUAAUGUACAUAAUGUGCAGAACAGCUGUUUUUAGUUAUUUCACUGUCUAGAGGAAUCACCCAAGGUCUAAUUGUGAUUACAAGACUGGUUUAAUCUCACAAACCCAAUAAAGACAGAAAAUGCCCAUGCUGUGGUAUUGUGCAUCUAUCUGAGUAAAGAAGAUGAAUUUCUUUGCAAAUCAUUAGCAAGUAUUUUAAUACAAAGUGCAUUAAGCCUUAAAGUAUGCCUUAGGUUUAUCACGAAUCUGCCUCUCAUAUUCUCUGGCUUUGUUUAUUCAAACAGCUGUCACUGUAUGAUUUCCUGUGCCUUAUCCGUAAAUCUAUGUUCUCAAAUGUUGUAAGAUUGUAGCAAGUGCUUAUAUCGCUCUGGGACCUAUGUGAACUUGAUGUUUUAUUUGCUUUUUUUUUUUUUUUUAAAUCCGAGUUUCGUUUCUGUACGCAGCCCCUUAGCACGCACACACACACACACCCUUCCACCCACCCACGCACAUAGACACGUCUCUAUUUGCAGCUUAACAUGUAUUAACAUGAAAAUUUAAUGAUGUUAAGAAGACAUUAGUGCAUAAAGUUGCAUUUUUGCAGGCAUGAACACACACAUACGGUGCAAGCUUAUCCUCAUAAACACACACACACACACACACACACACACACACACACAACACAGUGUUGGUCUUGGGGGUAUGAUCAAACGGCUAUAGAGAAACUCUGAAAGAGAAGGCAGCUUUGACCCAUUUGUGACCCCCAGCCAUCCCUUUGCCUCCCAUAAUCUAAUGCUGUGGAAUAUGAAUUAAAGAGCGCCUUCAAUGAAUCACCAAAGUUUUGAAUACUUUAACAUUUAACAGUGUCUCAAUCAAAGCAUGAUACUGGUCCUUGUGUACAUCGAUAUGACUGGUAACGUAUGACUUUUUGUAUUUUAAGAAUGUUGCAUCGCCUGUAUGUUUGUAAGAAGACAAGAUUAAUCUUUGGAAAGAAAAAAAAUCGUUUUUACUAACUUGUAGUCUUCUUUGCUGAUAGAUGUGUGGCAGUAUCUUCUUUUGGAAUGUGAACCAACGCAAUAAAAAGUCACACGUGGUCUAGAAGUCUUGUGUCAGUGUUUCUCUGCAAGACACGCACCCAGAAAUACACACACAACUAAACACCACAAAUGUACAAACAGACACACACCCAUUCACAAACAAGCUAUGGCACUGAACUCAACUCAGGGUAAAAAAAAUUAAAAAGCUGGUAAAGGUUGGACUAAUUUUAACUUCUUUAUAUAUGCUGGGUAGUUUGUGAGUCUUAUUUAAACUGUUAUAAUACAUCAUAAUUUAUUUGAUUAUUAUAUUUUCCAUUAUUAUUCUGGAUCUGCAAAGUAACUAUUGACUUCAGUUAAUUUAGUGGAGUAAUGCGCCUAAUUACUCAUCACUACUGAUUCUUGAUCAGUUAGAUUUUAUAUCUCCAGAAAUGUCUGUCAAAGGUCUAAGACACAGGAAACAGGAAACCUCAGUCAUAUCUGUGGGCAAUAAAUGUGCAUAUUACCCAAUAUGUGAUUGUUGGACUGAGGGAGGCAACAUCAACACGCACGGGUGUGUACUCAGUUUCAUGAAAUAUGUUUGGUAACAACAGGAUGUGUAGAAAACAUAGGGAACAUUCAAGUAUUAAAUCUCCACUAAGGGGCAGUAUUGUAAAAGGUAUUUUUUAUUCCUGCACCACAUGGCUUUUCUGUCUUUGUUUAGAGACAUGUUUAAGAUUAAACAGUGCAGAACACAGGGACAAAGUUUGUAUCGAUUUGAGAAGCUGGAUCAAUGUGGUAUUAUAUUAUAUUAUAUUAUAUUAUAUGUAAUUCUGAGAUUCAGCAUUCAUAAUAACAUUUUUUUCUUUUUUCUUUUAGCCAAGAAAGAAUGCCUAAACCCUCAAAGGUAAGAGUCAUUGGUCUAAAAAGCCAAAUUUAGACCAUAACAUCAUGGUUGGGAAAGCCCCAGAUGAAGCAGACCAACCUGUCUGAGGAUGAUGGGGUUUUGGAACUAUGAUGCAUUAGGAUUUGUGCUAAAACACCUAAUGGGUGGGGGUGGGGGAUUAUGUGUUGCCAUAGCAGUACUGGGCUGUCAGCUACAACUAUGCACCAAGACAGACAGACAAUGGAACCACUGUACAGUCUACCAGAUAAUGCUGCCUUUGUCUACAUGCAAAGAUGCACUCAUAUUUCAUUUUCAUUCCAUAAGGGCGGAUGUGACAUAUCUCAAAUUCAAAUGCAAAUCAAACCAAGCAUUUUCAUUUUCGAGGAACACAGAGUCAUUGCAAAGAAGAUACAAGGUCCAUUCUAUUUUCCAUCAUAGGAUAUUUUUGUACAUUUUCAAACAUGAAAAAGAAAAUGACAACAGUUAAUGUGAUCUGAGGCCUCUCGCGCUCUUGAGGUCAUAUGAACAGUGUCAGACAAAAAUCUCUGCAACAAAUGUAUUCAGCAAAGAUCUUCAGUAAAGGCUCACAACCGGUUCUGCAACUUUUAAGAGAUGGUAACCUCUCUUGUGCAGCCACAGGACACCAAAGUACAUCUAAAUAUUCACUUCCUGUGUGGAAACAGUUUCUGCUGUGGGUGUGGGGGGCCUGACCAGUUUGAACUUGAAUACACUGUCAUAAACAGAGAUGUAAGAUACUACUAUUACUCUUAAAUAUAUCUAUAUUUUUGUCAGUUGUUAGCCUAGUAACAUUAAAUUAAAGCUGUGGUUUACAGUUAAGGAACUUAGAACGAGAAAACGAGACAAACAGCACAGAUACUCACCACCGGUAAGUAGGUGCAAUGGAAUAUCUCUCUAGAUAUUUGAGCACCAACAAGGCAACAUCUCUGAUAUGUUGUGUGUUCUGGAUUUUCUCACCGGCAGAAGGGGACAUCAUCUCAGAGGUGGCUGGCAGCAGUGUGAGCAUGCACUGUAACAACAAUUCAAUCAACACACUCCAACAGCUGACAUGGAGACUAAAUGGAGUUACUCUGAUCAGCUUUAAACCACCAACUGAAACAUACGUCAAUGAAAAAGCUAACAGCCUUAACAUAAACAUGUCUAAGUCAGAGAGCCAACUGUACGCACUGAUCAUAGAGAGUCUCCAGGAGUCUCAUAUAGGAAACUACACCUGCGACACAGCUACGGAAACUGGAACAUGGAAACAGACCUGGGAGCUGAUUGUAAUUACAGAGCACAAAGAGACUGAAAACUGGAAUAAGCUGAUGAUUAUUGUGUCAGUUAUUGUUCCUUGCACAUGUUGCCUGAUCUUUAUAUUUGCUUUGACCAUUCUGCGAAGAGUUUACAAUCGGCGUGCGAGAAACAGCAGUCAGGCUCCCACUGCAGAAAUGGAGGAAACAGAGGAUAUUUAUGAGAAUUGCCUGGAAACUAAUCGUAGUCGACAGCACAGACAUUGUCAGCCUCAUCACUACAAGCCCAGAGCUUUUUGAUAUUACGUGCAAUCCAGAAAUCCAGAAAGGGAAGGAGACUGCAAAAAGGACGGGGGGGGCUGGAGGUACAUGGCAAAUGAGCACUGCAACUACAACCAAAGAAAACCUUACUUAUAUUAUGAAAACUUUUAAUCUCUGCUUUCUUAAGACAUAUACUAUAUGUAAUGAAGAGCAUAAUCAUUGCUUAAAAGCUGCAUCACCUAAUAAAGUUGUUAUGGUAAAUGUGUUAGCAGUUUCCUAUUCAAACAUUUUUUACUGAGCUGAGAUGACCUGUAGAAUCAGGUGAUAGUUCCCUGUGGAUUUUUUUAAAUAAAACUCUUUGGAAUGUGGAA
Messenger RNA from Lates calcarifer (barramundi perch), 9660 nucleotides. RefSeq names its product gap junction alpha-8 protein. Gene Ontology annotation, biological process: cell communication. The transcript is spliced from 6 exons. The record is from RefSeq and is a predicted model, not a curated record. NCBI's taxonomy places the organism in Eukaryota, Metazoa, Chordata, Actinopteri, Centropomidae. Gene Ontology annotation, cellular component: connexin complex. The coding region runs from base 3180 to 4538 and encodes 452 amino acids.